AUGCAGGUCCAGGACAACGAUGAUCUGAGCCUGCUCCAAAAUGCGUCUGUACUCACCAACGAUGAGGUCGUCGGCACCCUUGUCGACCGCUAUGAGCAGCGCCCGCACUCUCAGCCAUACACCAACAUUGGCGACCGCCUCUUGGUAGCCUUCAACCCCAACGAGAGCCAGGAGAGCUCCUCCGACCAGGUCGCGUUGCAAUAUGCAGACGACUACCGCGACACCUCUGCCAGCCGCCAGCCCUUGCCGCCGCACAUCUUCAAGGUGGCUGAGCAAGCGUAUCUUCAUAUGCGCCGCACUGGCCUCAGCCAGAGCAUCAGUUUCAUCGGAAAAACAGAGCAGCGUCGCCUGGUGACGCGCUUUUUUUCAGUGAUCCGUGCUCACUCCAAGAAGGACACGCGCCUGUACUCGCGUAUCCAGAAUGCCGAUAUUGUGCUUGAGGCGUUUUCGCACGCAAAGACGGCCGUCCACAACAACGGCUCGCGCAUGGGCUCGUAUAUCGAACUCCAGUUCGACCAACGCGGACGCACUGUUGGCACCAAAACACUCACGUACCUGUUGGAAAAGGCCCGCGUAACACAUGUGCCCCAGGGCGAGCGCAGCUUUCACGUGUUUUACUAUCUGACCAACGGCGCUGCCACCGAGGAGCGCUCCGAGUAUGGGAUCACACAGGCAUCAUUUGACUAUCUGCACCGCCCGGGCACGGUCCAGCGCAUCACCGGAUUCAGCGACUCGGAGCGGUUCCAGGAGCUGGUCACCGCCAUGGGCAGCAUCGGCCUGGGCCAAAAGUACCGCCGCCACAUAUUUACUGUGCUGGCGUCAAUCCUUGCAUUGGGGAACCUGCAGUUCCAGCACCAGAAGCAGAGCGAGGAGAGUGCUGCCACUGUGCGCAACCAGGACGUAGCGAUCCACGUCAGUGAAAUGCUCGGCAUUCCUGUAGACACCCUUCUGUCACUUCUGACCAUCCAGACCAAACAAGUGGGCAGCGACAAGUUCACGGUCUACCUCGAUGGCAAGGGCGCAGCGGCGCGCCGCGACGACCUCGCGCGCUCCCUGUACUCUCUUCUGUUCAACUGGCUGGUCGAGUUCCUCAACUCCAAGCUGUGCAGGGACGACGCAGACAAUAGCAGCUUUAUCAGCAUGGUCGACUUCCCGGGAUGGUACACGGCACGCCAGAGCGGCUAUGAGCAGCUGUGCAGAAACUACGCCAACGAGCGCCUGCACCACUUUUUGUUCCACCAGAUGUUCGAGGCCGGCAGCAACGAGUACAUCGCCGAGGGCAUCACCGACAUCGUACCAGUCGUCGAGUUUGCCAACCGCUCGCAGUGUCUAGACCUGUUCAUGAAGCCCAAGUCGGGUCUGUUUUCCACCAUGGACCGCCAGGCGGCUGAGUACCUGCAGAUUGACAAGGGAGGCAAGAAGAAGGACGCGUCGGCGCAGCGCGAGUUCAACCCUAACCUGUCCGAGCGCGAGGCCGGCAACCAGCUGCUCAAGGCGUUCAACCGCCAGCAUGACCACAGGUCUGGCGAGGCCAACCAGUUCUACUCGUCGAGCGACAGCAAGAACGAGAUGAACAGCUUUACUGUGUCGCAUUUCUGGGGCGAUGUCAGCUACAGCAUUGACGACUUUGUCGAGAAGAACCUCGAUCAGCUCAGCUCUGACUUUGUCGCUGUGUUCCGCGGCGACGGUACGGCGGAGAACCCCGGCACGGACAACGGAUUUGUCGCUGGCCUGUUCUCGAACAAGACCCUGGCUACCGAGGUACACCCCAAGGAUGAAAAAGCUGUGGUCCAGGCACAAGCUCCCUCUGUACCCACGCGCUCGCCGUCGAUGAUGAGGCCUAAAACCAGAGGCGCUACGUCGCGGUUUGCCAAGGUCGACUGCGUGGCCACCCAGUUUCAGCGCGCGCUCAACGAGAUGGUCAUGACUCUGGAUGACACCCUGACCUGGUUUGUGCUGUGUAUUAAGCCAAACGAGCAGGGCCGCGCACGGGCUACCGAUAUUCGUCGCAUCCAAGCGCAAAUCGGCCAAUUCGACUUGGACAACAUCAUCAAGCGCAAAGCAGCGGAGUUCUCGGCAGUUCUCAGUAUGUCGGACUUUUGUCAGCGCUACAAGCUUGUCAUUAAUGAGUACGUGGCCGACGGGCCGGCGCUGGUCGACGAUUUUGCAAAGUGCGCCGCGCUCAAGAAGGCGCUGCAGCUUUCCGACGCGGAGAUGGCGCUCGGUCGGGCCAAGGUGUUUGUCAAUUUCAAGACCUGGCGGCGCAUCGACGACCCGAUCCGCGGCAUGGAGCGCAUGGAGAUGAGUGACCAGCGCACGGGCCACAAGCAGAACAAGGAUGCACAACAGUUUGGCGAGCUGGGCUACGGCGACAUUACCGAUACGUGUGCCACCAGCUUCGGCGACCAGUCAGAGGCUAACCUUAUGCUCAACGCACAGCCGCUGGGCCACAACUCAAGCUCGGACACGGGCAUGAGUGGUGCCGCGCAGCAGAUGCGCGCGCUCAAGGGCCGCAUGUUUGGCGCUGGAGCCGACGCACGCUCAUAUUACUCCGACGAUGACGGAUACCAGGGGAUGGGCAACCGCGACGGCAUUUCAGAAGUCGCCAGCGAGCGCGACUUUAAUGCCGGCUACGAGGAAACCCUGCCACUCUCGGCCGGCGACCCGGAGACCACCAAGAAGAGCAUGAUGGCGAUAGCGGCGCAGGACGAGCCAGAGGACGAGCCCGAGAUCCCCGAAACAUCGGCUCGCAAGGCAUGGGUUGCUUUCACAUGGCUUUGUACGUGGAUGAUCCCGUCGGUGUUCUUGCGGUGGUGCGGGCGGAUCAAGCGCCGCGACCAGCGAAUGGCUUGGCGCGAGAAGGUAGCCUUGUGCAUGAUCGUCGUUUGGAGCUGUGGCGUUGUGAUCUUCUGGAUCGUGGGUUUAGGCAUGCUCCUCUGCCCGCGUCAACACGUGUACUCGAUCACCGAUCUCACUUCGCACAACACCGCUGAUGACGCUCUUGUUGCCAUCCGCGGCGAGGUGUUUGACGUCAAGGACUACAGCCACAUGGGCGUCCAGUUCAAGUACCUGAUGGACCACAACUACGUUGGCCGUGACCAGUCUAGUAUGUUCCCCUACCAGCUGUCAUUUGUUUGCCCAUUCGAGGGCAUGGACCCGCGUCUCAGCUUCCAGACCAAGCCUGAACUCUACUCGCCAACGUACUACCACGACCACCGUUGGUGGCGCCACCCGACAGAGAAGGGUUACAACUACUUCCAGUUCCGCAUGAUGCGCAUUAUGCGCCAGAACUACGCCAAGGGCCACAUUGCCGUCGACCCCAAGGAGCUGCUGCUGGAGGGCAGCGGAAACUCCAAAAACGCAAUGGGCCAGAUCAUCCGCCGGUGCAUCAUUCAUGACCAAAUUUUUGACCUGAGUGAGUAUAUCAACCACAUGGGUGUUCCGUACCUUGUGUCUGAUACCCAGAACUCAACCAACAGCGUGGGCACUCGCAAGUUCCUCGAUGACAACGUGUUUGACAUGUUUGACCAGAACCCCGGCAAGGACAUUACAGAUAUGUGGGACCGGUUCUUUGCAGAUAAGCCUGAGGGCGCGUUCUACGUGGGCAAGGUUGACCUGCGCAAGUCGACCAGAUGCUAUGCGGCCAACUACCUGCUGCUCGCUGCGACAAUUGCCCUAGUGUCCAUCAUCUUUUUCAAGUUCCUCGCCGCUCUGCAGUUCGGCUCUCGCCGUGACCCCGAGCCUGGUACCAACUUUGUCGUCUGUAAUGUGCCAUGCUACACUGAGGGUGAGGAGUCUCUCAAACAGACCAUUGAUUCGCUUGCCGAGCUCAAGUACGACGACAAGCGCAAGCUGUUGUUCAUUGUGUGUGACGGCAUGAUCAUGGGCUCGGGCAACGACCGCCCGACGCCGCGCAUCGUGCUUGACAUUCUUGGUGUUGGCAGUGACCAAGAGCCCGAGGCACUGAGCUACAUUGCGCUCGGUGAGGGAUCCAAGGAGCACAACAUGGCCAAGGUAUACUCUGGUCUGUACGAGUUCAAGGGCCACGUCGUCCCGUACCUAGUCGUGGCCAAGGUUGGCACGCCUCACGAGCGCAACCGCCCAGGCAAUCGCGGCAAGCGUGACUCCCAGAUCAUGUUGAUGCAUUUCUUCAACAAGGUCUUCUUUGACCUGCCGAUGACGCCGCUUGAGCUGGAGAUGUUCCACCAGGUCAAGAAUGUCAUUGGAGUCAACCCCGCGCUGUACGAAUUUGUGCUGAUGAUCGACGCCGAUACUGUGGUUUUCUCAGACUCGCUGUCGCGCCUGAUUGGCGCUCUGAACAACGACACUAAAAUCAUCGGUAUCUGCGGCGAGACUAUGCUGGCCAACGCCAAGAGCUCAUGGAUCACGAUGAUGCAGGUGUACGAGUACUUUAUCUCGCACCACCUGACUAAGGCCUUCGAGUCGCUGUUUGGGUCUGUCACUUGUCUUCCAGGUUGCUUUAGUAUGUACCGUAUGCGCACUCCUGAUAGCGUGGGUACACCCGUACCGCUGCUUAUAUCCAACCAGAUCAUUGACGACUAUUCGACUAACCGCGUUGAAACGCUUCACGAGAAGAACCUGCUGCAUCUCGGCGAGGAUCGGUACCUGACCACGCUUGUGCUCAAGCACUUCCCGUAUUACAAGAACAAGUUUGUCCCAGCAGCCAAGUGCAUUACCAAUGCGCCCGAGGAGCUCAACGUUCUGCUAUCCCAGCGCCGCCGCUGGAUUAAUUCAACCGUGCACAAUCUAUUCGAGCUGGUGUUCCUGCCGCAGCUGUGCGGCUUCUGCUGCUUCUCGAUGCGCUUCCUUGCCAACCCGGACUCGACCACGUCUUACAUCUCGCUGUACCUGCUGGCGGCCAUUUACGGCAUGCAGGCGCUGAUUUUCAUUCUCAAGCGCCAGUGGCAGCACAUCGGCUGGAUGAUUGUAUACAUUCUGGCCAUUCCACUAUUCUCAUUCUUCAUCCCGCUCUACUCGUUCUGGCACUUUGACGACUUCUCGUGGGGCAACACGCGCAUGGUCGUCGGCGAGUCGGGCCGCAAGCAUAUCUACACUGUUGACAACGAAAAGUUUGACAAGUCAUCUAUUCCCAUGCGCAAAUGGUCCGACUACGAACAGGAUAUGCUGGACAAUUCCAAGUCGCAGUACGACAUUUCGGAAACCGGAUCACGAUUUGGCGGUGCUGCUGCUCUCAUCAACCGCCCUGGCUCUGCUACUGGAAACGUGCCCCAAUCAAUGGCUGAGUAUGCGGGUACUAAUUCAGUCUACUAUGACAACGGGUACGGGUACAACAUGGCACUUAACACCAACCUUCCGGUGAAUGCGCCUGGCAUCCCUGGCACGACCUUUGACUACCUGGCAUCUGGCCGCUCCUCCCCCAUCCAGCCCGUGUCCGGCGGCAACGGGCAGUUUAACGCGUAUGAUAUGGCCACUAUUAACAGUGCGCGCAUGUCUGCUGCCAGCACGCCUAUGGAUCCGCGCAUGGGUCAGGCUGGCGACGGCUCUUACUUCCAGCAAGGCAUGCCCAUGCCUGAUCCACGUAUUUCGACGGCGUAUUCUGGUAUGCAGACGGUGCCCGGGAGCCCAUCGAUGCACUCUCAGCAAGGGUUUGCCAUGUCAGCGUACAAUCGUCCAUCGACCUUUGCAUCUGGCACUGACCAGACGGCUAUCCAAAUGGGAGCGAUGGACACGGGCGUCAAGUCGAUUUUGGAUUAUUCCACUGUACCAAGCCCCCCUGGGGAUUUGAAGGCAAUGCAGGUUCAGCAGUGGCCCUCGGGCGUUACCGAUGAUCAGCUGGCCAGACACGUUGGGGAAAUCAUUGCUACGACUGACUUGAUGACCAUCACCAAAAAGCAGGUGCGCCAACAGAUCAUGGGCCACUUUGGCAUCUCUGCUGAAGAAGAGAAGGCACGUCGCAACUUUAUCAACCAGUGCAUUUCUAAGGGGCUCGAGCAGCGCCAAGCUGAAAAUAACUAA
Molecule: messenger RNA, 5997 nt
Organism: Kickxella alabastrina
Lineage: Eukaryota; Fungi; Kickxellomycota; Kickxellomycetes; Kickxellales; Kickxellaceae
Product: chitin synthase-domain-containing protein
Exons: 4
Coding region: 1-5997 (1998 amino acids)
Cellular component (GO): myosin complex; cell periphery; cell septum
Molecular function (GO): cytoskeletal motor activity; chitin synthase activity; ATP binding
Source: RefSeq, a predicted model, not a curated record